CAGCUUCGCUUUACAGCAGCCCGACAAGCAAAGACUGUGCUGGAGCCUGUCGCAGGAAACACGCUACCGAAUUCCCCACAGAGUUGCUCCAUGUAGUCAGCUGUUACUAAAACUCCCGGAUAGUUGGGGGGAUGGUGGAUUCCUAGCUGUGAUCCCCAGACAUGUGCUGACCAAGGAUGGGAAUGUUUUACCUGCUGCUCUGCCCUUCGGCUCCACUGAGAUGAUCCCAGGAGAAUUAAAAAGCGGAUGACGGUGUGAGCCAAGGGAAUUCAACGUUUGGGCCAAGAUAUCCUCCCACUAAGCCAAAAAGAAAAACUGUUCCAGUUUACAUAAAGAACACAAAACCACUCCCUAUCAGCAAUGUGGAUGUGUGGACCACUAUGGCCGUGCCUGGCUCUGAUGUGGGUGGGAAGCUGCAGUGCCCACAGUCUGUUUACCUGCGAGCCCAUCAAAGUGCAUCGGUGCUCGGGGAUGCCCUACAACAUGACCUUCUUUCCCAACAUGAUGGAGCACUACGACCAAGAUAUCGCAGCCAGCAAUAUGGAGCCAUUUAUGCCUCUGGCAACCCUGCGCUGCUCUCCAGACGUCCACUACUUCCUGUGCCAAGCCUUUAUCCCAGCAUGCACCGAGGAUAACAAGGUGAUCCGUCCGUGCAGAGAGCAGUGCGAGACGGUUCUCUCCGACUGCGAGGAGAAUAUCCGAAUCUUUGGCAUCACCUGGCCUCCUGAGCUACAGUGUGACAAACUCGACCCAUGUAGCUCUCCUGGUGAUCCAGAACUUCCUGCAACAACCCCAAUAACCGCCUCCUCAGCUAAGAGGGACCUGGGCUUCUGGUGCCCGCUGCAGCUGAAGACCAAACCGGGCCUUUCAUCAUCGUUCCUGGGCGCAGAGGACUGUGCGCCGCCUUGCUCCAACAUGUACUUCAAACCCCAUGACAUCGAAUUUGCCAAGAACUUCAUCGGCGUUUGCUCCAUCGUCUGUUUGGGCGCCACGCUCUUCACCUUCCUAACUUUCCUCAUCGAUGUGAAGCGUUUCCGCUACCCGGAGCGGCCCAUCAUCUUCUACGCCGUGUGCUACAGCUUUGUGUCGCUUAUUUACUUCAUCGGCUUCCUGCUGGGGAACCAUGCCGCCUGCACCAAAGCGUCUCAUCCUGCCGGCGUGGAGACGGUGGUGCUGGGCUCUCAGAGUAAAGGCUGCACUCUGAUCUUCAUGCUGCUCUACUUCUUCUCCAUCGCCGGGAACGUCUGGUGGGUCAUACUCACCAUCACCUGGUUCCUGGCAGCCGGACCCAAGUGGAGCUGUGAGGCCAUAGAUAAGAAAGCGGUGUGGUUCCACUCUGCUGCCUGGGGGAUCCCCGGGGCCCUGACCGUGAUGCUGCUGGCUCUGAACAAGGUCGAAGGGGACAACAUCAGCGGGGUGUGCUUCGUGGGGCUGUACGACCUGGACGCCCUGCGCUUCUUCGUGCUGGCUCCUCUGUGCGUGGGCGUCGUCAUCGGCCUCUGCUUCAUCCUGGCGGGCAUCGUUUCUCUCAACCACGUCCGGCAGGUCAUCCAGCACGACGAGCGCAACCAGGAGAAGCUGAAGAAGUUCAUGAUCCGCAUCGGCGUGUUCAGCUGCCUCUACCUGGUGCCCCUGGUCACCCUGUUGGCCUGCUACACCUACGAGCAGAGCCACCGCAGCAGCUGGGAGAACACCUGGAUCAACGACCGCUGCCAGGAGUACAGCAUCCCCUGCUCCUACAAGACAACUGAGCACGACCGCCCAGACCUCUCCCUGUUUCUGGUCAAAUACUUAAUGACUCUGGUGGUUGGAAUAUCUGCAGUGUUCUGGGUGAGCAGUAAGAAAACCUGCUCUGAGUGGGCCUACUUCUUCAACAGGACCCGCAAGAGAGAUCCCAUCACUGAGAGCCGCCGGGUGCUGCAGGAGUCCUGUGAGUUCUUCCUCAAGCACAACAGCCGCGUGCAGCACAAGAAGAAGCACCACAACCCGAACUCACACAAGCUUAAGGUCAUCUCCAAGUCCAUGGGCACGAGCACCGGUGAUGCAUCCAACGCUGCAUCCAACGCUGCAUCCAACGCUGCAUCCAACGCUGCAUCCAACGCUGCCACGGCAACCCAUCAAGGACCCUCCGCGCUGGGAAAUCACCAUCCCCGGUUACAUGGUUCUCUGUCCGAGGCCUCAGCCAGGGAGCACCUGGACAGGGGCACCUCCAGCCGGAGCUCCAGGAGGGGGGAGAGGGAGAGAGAUCGGGAGAGGGAAGGUGGAGAGAGACGUAGCAAAGGGGGGGGCUCCUCUAAGAUGAGCAGCCGCUCAGAAAGCAUGCACAGAGUCCCAGAUGGGAGGAUGACUCCAAGGAGCGAGAUGUCAGAGGUCAGGCACGUCACCAGUGGACCGCAGCGUACGGCUCUAAACCAAUCACACAGCAGCAUCAAGCUCUCCACCCCCCAGCUGGCAAACCAGGUGCCUGAGGCGAGCAAGGACACAAAGGACAGCACCUGCUGAGACAUUUGACCCCCCCCCCCAAAUUCAUCCAUGCAUCCAUCCACGAAUCCAGUCACACUUGAUGCCGUUUCAUGUAUCCGUUUCAAACCAUUUUUGUGUCAUACAUCAAAUAAUGAUUGUAUUGGUUAUAUUUGAGUGAUUGAAUGUUCAUAUCCAGCUAAAUGUAACCUACCUUGAGUAUUUCAUAUGUGGAAUGUUGGACCAGACUUUUAGCAGUGAGUUUAAAGGCGUUAGAUUACUGUAUUUCAGCUUUACUGAGCUUUUGGCCUUUCACCUGAAUGUUGCAGCAGCACAGCUAUGAUCUACUUAUACACCACCAAUGGUCUUUUUAUUUGAUAGCAUGCAUAAAAAACAUUAGGACUACUGUUUUGUAGAUUUGUACCUCAUUGUCAUAGAAUGCAUUUUUGAAAACAAAUGCAAUAUUUAUGUAAAUAUUCCAUUUUUUAGAAAUGGAGUCUUUCACUGGACUAGUCGUUACACUGAGAGCUAUUUUAAGAAAGGUCAUGGAAUUGCCAAACAUUCAACUUAAGGACUUCCUGCGGUAAACUGUUUUAUUGAAUGUCUUACUAGUCGGUUUGUCUUGAAACCUCAUCUUGUAAUUUACAUUAUUACUCUUUUGAUAAAAGGCAGACUCUUAUACUUGGUAUAGUUUAGGCGAUGUUGAAAUGUUAUGUUCUCUAUCAAAGACUGUACAUUCACUUGAUGCUUAUUUCUGUUGUACAAACUCUUAUUGCAUCUUCAAAGAAGUGUCCUGUAAGUUUGGAGAAAGUAUAGCUUUAUAGUUUUCUACAAGAAUGUGUGACUUUUUUUAAAAACUUCAAAGAACCUACAGAUGUUUUGCAUGUGUGAUGUCUGCCUAUGUUCCUGGUCUGGGUGUAAAUUCAGUAUCAAUUGUAGAAGAGUAAUCAAACAGACUUUGCACUAUUUGUCAAUGGAAGCACAAACCACUAUUAAUUAGGUAUGAACAUCGUAAACAAAAUGAGACGAUUUGGGGCGUUGUUCUGGUGUUAUUUAUAACAUAUGGCCACAGACCAUAUCCUUCUCCUUUAAGUACUUCCAGACCAACCUCUGUGUUUUAUGUGAAAAUCUCUCCUGUGUACUUUGCUGGGAUCUUUUCUUCCAUUGAGGUUCUAUACCUUGCAUAUGAGAGCCACUGUUCCAAAAACAGCAAUAUAAAAGGGAAUCUUUGUCAGUCCCUUUCUUUUGUACCUGUGUAUUCUUAUUCUGGCAUGUGAAUGAGGUUUUACUGUAGUCUACAAAAUGCUCUUUACGACUUUUGUCAGCUGUUUUUACUUUUGUAUGUAGCCUAUCUGGUCAGCAGAAUUUUGUAUCAAUCCAAUUUUAAUAAAAUAUAAUUGAAUAAAAA
This is a messenger RNA of Gymnodraco acuticeps, 3868 nucleotides long. Its product is annotated as frizzled-6-like. Gene Ontology annotation, cellular component: plasma membrane. Gene Ontology annotation, molecular function: Wnt receptor activity; Wnt-protein binding. The transcript is spliced from 8 exons. The coding region runs from base 361 to 2502 and encodes 713 amino acids. NCBI's taxonomy places the organism in Eukaryota, Metazoa, Chordata, Actinopteri, Perciformes, Bathydraconidae. Gene Ontology annotation, biological process: non-canonical Wnt signaling pathway; canonical Wnt signaling pathway. The record is from RefSeq and is a predicted model, not a curated record.